AUGGAUUCUGUAACGCUUUUGCCGUUAAAACCUUCGUCAAAAAAUUUAUAUAUGAUGAUAAAAAAAAAAUUGCACGUGAAAUUGAAUAUUCCGACGUUGCUGAUAAUAUUGUCGAUCGUUUUCUUAUCUAUACAUUAUCUGCCUUCUAUAAAGUGUACUUCUAACGAGCAAGAAGCGAGAAGUAAGUUAAAAUUUAGGCUCGUAAUACUCAUACUCUCCAGCCCUGACAAUUUAGAGCAAAGAGCAACUAUCAGGAAAACAUGGUUAGCACAGAAACAGGCAACAGUCAAGCAUUUCUUCGUAAUAGGAACUUUGGAUAUAUUGUCAGAGCAAAGGGAAACAUUACAUUCAGAGAAACAGAAAUUCAAUGAUUUACUUUUGUUAUCAAGAUUACCAGAUUCUUAUGGAACUUUGACAAAAAAAGUUUUAUAUGCAUUCAAAGAAAUCUAUGAGUAUUUUGAUUUUGAUUUCCUGAUGAAAUGUGAUGAUGAUGCAUUUGUAUUAGUACACAAAAUUUUAAAGGAGUUAGAUAAAUGGGAGAGUAAAGGAACAAAGAAAGAAUUAUAUUGGGGCUUUUUUAAUGGAAAGGCACAAGUUAAAAAAAGUGGACCAUGGAAAGAAAUGGAUUGGAUAUUAUGUGAUUACUAUCUUCCCUAUGCACUUGGAGGUGGAUAUGUUGUAUCUUACAAUCUAGUGAAAUUUAUUGCUUCAAAUGCAGAUAUUCUUAAGCUAUAUAAAGCAGAAGAUGUAUCUGUUGGCCUAUGGGUAGCACCUUUGGCAAAUAUAGAAAGGAAGCAUGAUGUACGGUUUGACACAGAAUAUAGAUCCCGUGGAUGUUCCAAUCAGUACAUAAUCACACACAAACAGACCAUUGAAAAUAUGAAAAACAUGCAUGAAUAUUAUCAAGCAUCUGGAGCUUUGUGCAUGAAAGAAAUAAGAAAUCGCAUGAGCUAUCGAUAUAAUUGGACAGUUCCACCUAGUCAAUGCUGUAAUUUGCAAUCAGGCAUUCCAUAA
Habropoda laboriosa is the source of this 1014-nucleotide messenger RNA. It is a transcript of the gene beta3GalTII, whose product is annotated as beta-1,3-galactosyltransferase 6. Gene Ontology annotation, biological process: glycosaminoglycan biosynthetic process. The coding region runs from base 1 to 1014 and encodes 337 amino acids. The record is from RefSeq and is a predicted model, not a curated record. Gene Ontology annotation, cellular component: membrane. Gene Ontology annotation, molecular function: UDP-galactosyltransferase activity. NCBI's taxonomy places the organism in Eukaryota, Metazoa, Arthropoda, Insecta, Hymenoptera, Apidae. The transcript is spliced from 2 exons.